Spirodela intermedia is the source of this 549-nucleotide messenger RNA. NCBI's taxonomy places the organism in Eukaryota, Viridiplantae, Streptophyta, Magnoliopsida, Alismatales, Araceae. The record is from the annotation of a GenBank genome assembly.
AUGCCGUGUCGUAGCGACACAUACCUUCUUGUGUGCCACAUGUGCCGACACACAUCGCUUGUACGCGCGAUUAUGGCGGCCAGAUCCCAUGGCAGGACCUCAUUAUUCAAAGAGAGGGCCGUCACAACACCCCCAAGGAUUUCACAGCUGUUACAGCCCUGGAGCAGCAAAGAGUGAGGGCACUGGAUAAGGUGACCGUACUAGAUAAUAGUAGCUAUAGCCCAGUAAUGCAUAUCAAAUACUCAAAUUCUUCUUUGAUUUACCAAUACAACCCAUUGCAAUAUACAGCAGUACAUGAGCAAAGCAUUCUUCCGAGAAAAAGCAUUCUUCUGUUCAUGAUCCUUGCUCUUGGCGACACGAAACAACGCCCUCAAAUCCAAGAUGACCGCAAUAAGCAUCGACAACCUCUUUGGGCUCCAAUUGCUAGUCGUAUCCCUCAUUCAUGUUGAUUUUGGCCCAUUGGGCUUCAACCCUCCACACACCCAUCGAAUGGCGAUAGAGAGCUCAGUCUCACUGUCAUCAAAAACAAGCUCUACGUCUAUUUCGUGA